AUGGCUAUCAUCCAUCAGAUUCCAGUUGAAUUACUUGAACGCAUCGCCAAUCACAUUGAUUCUGACGCCGACUUUCUCUCACUGGCUCUCACAUGUCGUGGGAUAAAAGAAUGUAUCCUUUCACCUGAUGCAGGGGUCUGGAGAGCAAGAUUCAAUGACAAAUACGAUGCAGGAUUGAAAUACACAUCUGAUCUACUGCAUAUUGAAUAUCGAACACGUGCCUUGGUCCUUUCUCAGAAAGUGUUCAUUCAUCCUAGGGAAACUGAAUGCGAGCACUUAUGGCUGGAGGUCCUUCAAACCAUGUUGAUGGAAACAUAUAUGACUAAACCUGGUGACAAUCGAAGACCACGAUCGAAGAACCUUCAGAGGAUUGCUGAAGCAGUUCAGAAGACCAAUUUUCUCAGCAGACCCAUGGUUCGAGAUGACAGUGGCGUGGUCAUGAAUCCAUCUGAUGAAUAUUGCGCUGUACAACUGUGCCUCACACACAUGUGUCUCGACCCUCUUGGUCCAGGACCAUGUCUACGAAGCAACUAUGAUACUGCGAAGGUUUACUCUUACGGCCAUGAUACCCAUCAGUCCCUUGUGGAAGACGGCCGAAUUCGACUAGACACGUUGUUGCACAUCCGCAAUUUCUGGCAAAGGCAUCUCCUGAGCACUCGAGAGCAAUCAUUUGCCACAUCGUACGAAGAGAAUGUUCAACGUAAGCCGAGAGAAUGGCUUCGUCCUUUUGAAGAUCCGAUACCUGUGAUGGGUUAUUGGUAUGGUUACUAUUCUUGCAUUCACCCUUACCCAGCGAGUCCUCUAACAUUGGAGGAAUGGCAAACAUGUGCAGGCCAUGAGAGUGACCACGAUGCAGUUUUGAUGUCUCUGAUUCUCGUCGACGCCAAUCGUACGAUCUGGCCAAAGAGACUUGAUGCUCAAUUCCCCGAACAUGACCUACUGUGUCCCAGGAAGUAUUUCAUUGGUAGCGAGGGGUUCGAGGGUGACGAUUCACUCCACUAUCACAUCCGAGGCUUUUACCAAGACAUCCCCGAGACGCAGGCAGGUAUCUAUGGCUGGAUGCGUAUCUGCUUCGUCAGUUAUCUCCUCUCCGAAGAGCGUGACGGCCAGGAUGAGCCCGAUGCCAGAAGCUGGGAAUUCUACGAUAUUGAAAAUGAUUUUGAUCGAAUCUACGGCUUUGAAGGGAUCUUAUUGCCAGGGGGAAAGAUCAUGUUGGGGAAAUACUUCGAUUUGCAAUUCGAGGGUGAGGAGGACUGCGAACGUGGGCCGUGCAUCUAUUGGGAACAUACUUCGAUGGGAAAUGUGUUGGACAUCCUGACGAUUUCGCAGAGCAUCAAUGACCCCUUUCUUACUUGCUUCUCGCCCCCGAGAGAAGAACAAGCUUGA
Messenger RNA from Talaromyces marneffei, 1386 nucleotides. RefSeq lists its product as uncharacterized. The transcript has 5 exons. The coding region runs from base 1 to 1386 and encodes 461 amino acids. Lineage: Eukaryota; Fungi; Ascomycota; Eurotiomycetes; Eurotiales; Trichocomaceae. The record is from RefSeq and is a predicted model, not a curated record.